AUGUCAGGAAGAGUUAGAAAGGGUCAAUACUAUAAUCCUAGGGAUAAAAAAAGAAAGGAAAUCGAAAAGUCUUUAGUUCAUAAGUCUAAUUUAAGAAAGAAAUACUUUAAACUUCUUGAAAAAGAAGGCCAGAAGGUACCGGAAAAGAAGACCAAAGCCGAAAGAAACAAUGAAGUGAAGAAUGAUGCUGUUGAAGAUGAGUACGACUCUGAAGCUGAUAAAGACUUUGAAGAAGAAAAGGAAGAGUCAAAAUACAGAAAGUCAAGAUAUGAGCCGACCAGACAGUUGACUUACGAAGAGAGAUCUGAACUUAUCAAACAAAGAAGAACCGCUAAGCGUGAAGAAGCGAUGGAAAAUAUUAGAACACAGCGAAAAAUUAUUGCCCAAAAAAACCAAGAUAGAGAGAAGAAGAAAAGACUGUUCAAUAAGAAGACAAAGAAAGGUCAACCGUCUUUUGCCCCAAGAAUAAACAACCUUCUUGACAAGAUUAAGAAAGAUGUUGCUGAAAAUUAG
Molecule: messenger RNA, 513 nt
Organism: Saccharomycopsis crataegensis
Lineage: Eukaryota; Fungi; Ascomycota; Saccharomycetes; Ascoideales; Saccharomycopsidaceae
Product: Fyv7 protein
Exons: 2
Coding region: 1-513 (170 amino acids)
Source: RefSeq, a predicted model, not a curated record